AUAAUUUUAUCCGGCACUUCGACACAAGCUUGAGCUCAUUGACGAAGAGAAAACAAACUGAUAAAAAAAAAUGCAGCUCGUUUUCGCUAGCGUAUUCCUCGUUUCCUUCAUUAUUUAUGCAUCGGCUCAAUACCAGCUAGAUCCUAGCGAAUACUACGUUGACACUCAUUUCAGGAGCGGAAGCCCAUCUUCAUCUUUCGAUGUCGCAGAGGCCGACGAACGUUUUAUCAAGACGAUAUCAUUGACUCUAUCGACGACUACCAUCACCACAACAACGACUUCGAUGGCAACUUGUACCACAUCCACUGGUGGCCUUUCCGUUUGCACAGCCUCCGGACGACGCCGUCGUGGUCUCCAUCUCAGCCGAAACAAGGAAGGCCGUGGACUGUUCUACGCUGAGAAUGAAGGCGAAAGCGAAGAUGGAACCAUCUUCUUGCCGUCGCCUAUCAAGGAAGAGGUAAAGCAAAUUCAACCGGAGAUCGUCCCAACUCCUGAAGAAAACAAAGCGGCCAAGGCGAUUCCGUUCGUCGUCGAGCCUGGAUUCAGUGCUCCUUCUAGACAAAGUCGUGUUUUGGUGUAUUUUGGCACGUCAACUACCACGACAACCACUACAACCACCAGCACAUCGACGUUGACGGCCGUCUGCCGCAGCACCACCGGAUAUCCAGUGUGUGGAUCCACCGGCAAAUAGCUUGUUCGUUUGAAACGAUAUGCCUUUUCUUCGC
This is a messenger RNA of Daphnia carinata, 725 nucleotides long. RefSeq lists its product as uncharacterized. Lineage: Eukaryota; Metazoa; Arthropoda; Branchiopoda; Diplostraca; Daphniidae. The record is from RefSeq and is a predicted model, not a curated record. The transcript is spliced from 2 exons. Bases 71 to 691 code for a protein of 206 amino acids.